UGGCUGAAGUGAAGGACGGAGGGGAAAUGUUGAGCUGUUCAGCUGGUCUCUGCAGAUAUCCGACUCCUGCAAAACAAUGUAGAGAGAAAAAGUGCUGAAUGCCAGAAUCACCGGGAGGAGAAACACUCACACACACGCCCCUGCGGAACAACCUGAUCCAGCGCGUUAGAUAUUUACCGGCCCUGCCACCUGAUUCAGCCGAGAUAAGCGCUGGACUGCAGUGUAUAAUCUCCAGUCUCUGUGUUUCAGUGAUGCGAAAGCGGAAAAACAGCGCAGAUCAUGACAGCUCGUUUACGUCUUCACUGUUGGACGGCAGAUCCGAUCUAAAGCAUUGCAACAAAACGACAGACGCCGGUUCUGAAGCAGAAGGUUCGGGGAAAGCGAUGGGAAGACGUUACAAAAGGGGCGGCCUUAUGUGGAGGCUGAAGAGGAUAAUGAUCUGGGUGCUGGGAAUCUACAUCGCCAUCCCUGUUAUUAUCAAACUCUGUCCAUCAAUACAAGCCAAAUUAGUUUUUUUAAACUUUGUACGAGUACCGUAUUUUAUAGACCUGAAGAGGCCGCAGGAUCAGGGGUUAAACCACACACACAACUUCUACCUGCAGCCAGAGGAAGGAAUCAACAUUGGAGUGUGGCAUACUGUACCUGUGGUGAUGUGGAGGGAAGCUCAGGGUAAAGAUGCUGAAUGGUUUGAGAAAAGCUUCCAGCCCAAUCACCCUGUCAUCCUUUAUCUCCAUGGCAACGCAGGGACGAGAGGAGGAGAUCACCGAGUUCAGCUGUACAAGGUUCUCAGUUCAUUAGGUUAUCAUGUAGUCACGUUCGAUUAUAGAGGUUGGGGUGACUCUGAGGGCAGCCCAUCCGAGGAAGGGAUGACGUCAGACGCUCUUUUUCUCUACCAGUGGAUAAAGCAGCGGAUUGGCCAGAAGCACCUCUACAUUUGGGGUCACUCGCUGGGAACGGGAGUGGCCACAAACCUAGUGAGACGUCUGUGUGACAGGGGAACGCCACCUGAUGCUCUCAUUCUAGAAUCGCCCUUUACAAACAUCAGAGAGGAAGCAAAGAGCCACCCCUUUUCUAUGAUUUACAGAUAUCUUCCAGGCUUUGACUGGUUCUUUUUGGAUGCCAUAACUGCAAACGACAUACGGUUCGCCAGCGACGAGAAUGUUAACCACAUAUCAUGUCCGGUUCUGAUCCUGCAUGCAGAAGACGACACAGUUGUGCCCUUUCAGCUGGGAAAAAAGCUGUAUGAUUUGGCCGCCCAAAGCAAGAGUUUAAACGGUCAUAAGGUUCAGUUUAUUCCUUUCCCAAACUCUCUGGGAUACAGACACAAGUUUAUCUACAAGAGUCCACAGCUUCCAAAUAUACUCAGUGAUUUCCUCAGUAUGUCGCAUCCGCACGUGUAGUCGAGAUCACACCAUCAGUCAAACACACACAAUGUACAUCAUGUGCACGGUGUACGUCACGUGUACAUGGACACACACAAGAAUGGACUGAAAUUGCAUCGGCUCUUUGCAUUCCUUUAUUAACUUUAAAGCGAAGAAGAAAUCGCCAAGGAACCGAGGGAUGGGCGAUUUGUUUCGCUGUCUCCCGUUGUCAUGGUUACAGAUCUGAAGGGGCAUCAGGAGUAUGCAAUAUGCAAAUAUGCACUAAAAUUAAUGCUCACCAAGCCUCUUCCAACAAAUAAAGAACAGAUGAAGUUUUAAUGAUGGCUCUGUUAAAACCAGAUGUGGAUCAAAGAAGAAAAAGGGACGAAGCAGGACAACGUGCUAUUAUGAUGUCAACAUACCUGCUGAAAAAAACGUCAGUAGUCGCUGACCAUAGUUCACUCCUUUUAUUUUUACAAACGUACUAUAACAAAUCUGACCAAAUAUCAUGGACCUAAUUUUAAUUCUGAAAUCCACUCAAUGUGAACAGUGAGUUGUUUUAUGUUUAACUUGAAUUGUACAAUAAAUUGUCAGUCUUUAUCUUUUUGUCUUUUAUUUUUCUCCUUUGAAUUAUAAGAAUGAGAAUGGAACUGAAUUGUCUAAAUGUUGGUUGAAAAAUUUUCUGCUGGUAUAUAUUUAAACUGGUGGGAUUUAUUUGUAAUUGGCUAAACCCGGAUGUGUUAAAUGGCCAUUAGUCCAUAACAUAUACUUACUGUAUGCCAGAAUGCUACACAACUCCAGGUGAAAUGAAAUGAGUUUGUGUAAUGAGAAAUCCACAAACGAGCUGUUUUAAAUAUUCAGUUAGUAGUUUUAGUUCAAUUUGCAUGCCUGUUACUGAUAACAUGUUGCACUGUUUAAGCGAGACGGGAUGCAAUGUUUGUUUGCUUCUUUCCUUAUGCAGAUUUUCUUUGGAAUGUAAAUCCGGACUUUGCACAUUCCGAAUUAACAAGAUUAAUACUUAAAUCCAUAACAUGUUUAAUAACAUAAAAAAGAAUUUGAGCAAAUGAAGAAUUUGAUUUAUAUGUAUAUCAAUAAGUAUAUCAAUAUCAUAUAUUAAUAUGAAAUUAAAUGUCUGUGCACUCUACUUUGACAUAGGAAAAAGUACAUUAAGUACUGUUCAUUUAAAAAAAUGUUUUAUAUCUGAUAUCUAGAUACCUAACUAAUAUUCUUUAUUAAUAUUCAUUGUUUUCAGUACGUUUUCUCAUCCCUGAUUGGACUAUAAGCAAAGCAUGCGACUUGUCCAAAGGAAAUCAUUGUAUUUGAUUCAAAUAUUACUUUUACGUGUAUCUUCCAAUGUUUUAUUGUGUUGUUUAAUUUGGCUGAAUGUUUGUUGAAGUUUUUCUUUUACAGGCACUGUUCUGUAGGUGUUUAAACAUGCAAGCGAGGCAAUACUUAAGUCAAGGACCUUUUUGGGCACAUAUUUAAUCACUUUUGAGCAAUAAUGACAUUUGAUUUGCUCUCAUGUUUUGUCAUGUGAAUAUAUAUAUGAAGAAUAUAUUUUUGCAGUGCAAUGACCAUCGUUGCAUAUGAUCACUUUUAUGUGCAAAUACAAUUAAUUCUUAAUGAAAUGCAUUCAAGAAUCAAGGUUGUCAGGUUGUAUUGUUUGCCCUGUGUGUCAGGUUAUAUUUGUCUCAGUUUUUUUUCUUUAGGGCUGAAAAUGAUGGCAAGGUCAUGCGUGCAUGCAAGCUUCAAAAGUAGAUCCAGACUGUGCUGCAAAAUCUCCAGGCUCGGUUUGUAUGCUGCAUAUGUUCUUCCUAGAGAGAAAGAAAUGGUAUCACAGUAGUUUUUACACAGUGUGGUGUUCGUUCAUUUUGGACUAUACACUGAAAAAAACAAAAUGUUUGCAAAGGACUAUAAAUAAUGUUCCAGAGAGAUGCAAUAAUCUAAAGCUGAAGGACAACCAAAAAUUAUAAAAAAACAAGCAAACAAAAAAUCACUUCUAUAUUCCACUGCACUAGAAAAAUGUAAAAAAUACUUUGGACCACAGUAUAUUUGGAUGUUAAUGCUCUGAGAUGAUGUUUUGCCUUAUUUGUUGAUGUUGACCAAAUUUUGCAUUAUUAAGAUUGAACACUUUUCAUUUUUAUUUUUUGUAAAGAAAUACUGCCCGGAUAUUUCAAAAGCAACUUUUACUUUUUGCAGAUUAUAUCAUGAGUGGUUUACAAUGUUUGUUUUCUUCUAAGAACUUUCUGGUCACAUGCACAGAUGUAAAGUAAACAAUAAAGUACUGGAAGUAUGUAGCAUGAGUUUCUGAUCUCUGUUAACAGUAUAUAUAGUUUUUUCAUGAUCUGUUUAAAUGUUACGUUUUUCCAUGAAUGAAAGAGAAAACAAAAUGUAUGUAGUUUGCAUAUGCUGUCAGUCAAGUUUUUUUUUCUUUACUUUCCACGUAUUUAGCAGAAAUACAAAAGAGCAAGCAUUUAACAUUAAAUGGUUGUAGUUGCAACACCUCACAAACAGCUUCUAGAUAAAUUAGUUUAAGGCUUGGUUGUAUUUAAAAUGUAUCAGGUUUUGCCCUUGACCUUAUUUAUUAUUUUCACACCCAGCAAUGAGUGAUAUGAAUGUUACGUGGCUAACAGCAAUUUCUUCUGUAAAAUCACAGAAAGUUGCAGUAUUUCUUUGUGAAAUUCAUGCAAAGUACAUCUUUAAGUUAUUCAGGCAUUUUAUUAGUUAAUGUAGUAUUAACAUGUGACUUUCAUAGUGUACUUGUAAAAUCUAAGAAAUAAGAAAACUCAGUGCAAGUUAAGACAACCAAAUGCAUAGAUUCUCAUGCUACAGAUGGCAAUCUGAAUUUCAGUAUGAACAAAGUUGAUCUGAUGUUUAGUCACUGCAUUCAGGGCGAUUGGUCAAAGUUCAAACCACUCUGUAUAUCCAGAAGCAACAGUACAAAUGUCUCAGCUCUCACUAUUACUUCACAAAACAGAGCAUGACU
Messenger RNA from Triplophysa rosa, 4347 nucleotides. It is a transcript of the gene abhd12, whose product is annotated as abhydrolase domain containing 12, lysophospholipase. Gene Ontology annotation, molecular function: monoacylglycerol lipase activity; phosphatidylcholine lysophospholipase A1 activity. Gene Ontology annotation, biological process: phosphatidylserine catabolic process; monoacylglycerol catabolic process. Bases 99 to 1400 code for a protein of 433 amino acids. NCBI's taxonomy places the organism in Eukaryota, Metazoa, Chordata, Actinopteri, Cypriniformes, Nemacheilidae. Gene Ontology annotation, cellular component: endoplasmic reticulum membrane. The transcript is spliced from 13 exons. The record is from RefSeq and is a predicted model, not a curated record.